UUCUCCCUUUCUUUGCCCCCUCCUUUAUCUCUCUCUCUCUCCCCUUUAACUUUUCACCGCCUCCCACAGCAUCUUCAUUUUUCUAUUCCACCUAAAAAGUAGAUAAUUUAAAUCAACUAAAACACAUGAGAGAGAAAGAGAGACAGAGAGAUCCCAUCUUGCAUAUAUCAGAUCAUGUUGUUUAGGGUUGGAGCCUUGUAUUAAUUAACAAGGCUUGCAUAUAUAGCUACCCAUUCUCUUGGGUUUUCAUGUAAUCCAAACACUAACUUGUCAUCACACAGAACUGAUUGUGAGUUUCUUAUCAUGAAUUGAGUCAAACUAAGAACUUAUAGAAGUAAGAGCAGCUUCAGAUUCUAAAAAAGAUGGAUGAAGGAUCAGAAAUCACAAAUGGUUUCCCUCAUCAGAACCAAACUACUGGUUCAUCUAACAAUCUUCCUGUUUUGAAGAGGAAGAGAAACCUUCCAGGAAACCCAGAUCCUGAAGCUGAAGUGAUAGCCUUAUCACCAAAGACUUUGAUGGCCACCAACAGAUUCUUGUGUGAAACAUGUGGGAAGGGCUUUCAAAGGGAUCAGAAUCUUCAGCUCCAUCGACGCGGACACAACCUUCCAUGGAAGCUCAAGCAAAGGACAAACAAAGAACCGAGGAAGAGAGUUUAUGUGUGUCCAGAGAAGAGUUGUGUCCACCAUGAUCCUUCAAGGGCUCUUGGAGACUUAACUGGGAUCAAAAAGCACUUUUGCAGAAAGCAUGGAGAAAAGAAGUGGAAGUGCGACAAGUGCUCAAAGCGUUAUGCUGUGCAGUCUGAUUGGAAAGCCCACUCAAAAACCUGUGGCACCAGAGAAUACAAGUGUGAUUGUGGAACUAUCUUUUCAAGGAGGGAUAGCUUCAUCACCCACAGGGCCUUCUGUGAUGCUUUGGCAGAAGAAACAGCUAGGGUAAAUGCAACAUCAGACAUACACAACACCUUAGGGGGUAACAUUGGUUACAAUAAUGUAAUGGGAGCAUCCCUAGGUCCAAACAUGUCCACUCAUUUUUCUUCUAUCUUCAAGCCAAUAAUAUCAACCACUGACGAAACAAGCAAUAAUCAAACAUCCAGAGGGAUAUCCCUUUGGAUGAACCAUGCAUCUCAAGCUCAUGAAACAAUAGCUAAUAAUUUGCAUCAUGAGAUUCAUGAACUUGGCUCUGCAACAACCUCAUCAAAUGAAAUAUAUGGUGGGAACCCACUUGUCCAAUGCUCAAACAAUCCUCCACAUUCCAAUUAUCAUCUAAAUUGGGUGUUUGGAACCAAGCUUUCUCCCAUUGGAAGCCAAGAGUUUACUACUAGCAAUAUUGGUAGUACUACAUCACUUCCACUAGGAAACAACAUUGUUAAAGAUGCUGCAAGCCAAGUGACAAGUGUUCCUUCAUUGUACAGCUCCCAACACCAAUCAUCACAUCAAACAACAACAUCUUCAUCAUCAGCAAACAUGUCAGCCACAGCUUUGUUGCAGAAAGCUGCACAGAUUGGAGCAACCUCAACAACUGACCCAUCAUUCCUUGGGAGCUUAGGUUUGAAAUGCAGUAAUAACACCAGUCAAGUACUACAAGAUGGGAACAAAUUUAAUGCUGUGUACGGUUCAGGUUCAGUGCUCAGUUUCACCAGCAUUGGGAGUGAGGCAGAGAGCUCUGCAUUGUGUGACUUCUCACAAAUGCACCCUGCCAAACGCAGACAUGUUCAGAGUGAAGAGGGUGGAGGGGGGCAAACUAGGGAUUUUCUUGGGGUUGGUGUGCAAACCCUUUACCACCCUUCAACAAUCAAUGGGUGGAUUUGAUUUUAUCUUUGUAAAUUCAAGGCAUAUUUUGGAACGCAAAUCUGAAGUCAAAAUCAAUUAUGAGGUGAGCUCUUCUGAGCACCUUCAUUGUCUAAGAA
Molecule: messenger RNA, 1906 nt
Organism: Lotus japonicus
Lineage: Eukaryota; Viridiplantae; Streptophyta; Magnoliopsida; Fabales; Fabaceae
Product: zinc finger protein NUTCRACKER-like
Exons: 3
Coding region: 363-1808 (481 amino acids)
Cellular component (GO): nucleus
Molecular function (GO): DNA-binding transcription factor activity
Source: RefSeq, a predicted model, not a curated record